AUGGCGGAGGGGGAGGGCUCGACGGAGCCUGCUAUAUCAGACACAACACCCAUGAGGAAUGGUGGCAUUCAAGACGGACCGCCAGCCUCUGCGUCGGUUCAGGACGAGGACGGGGAGGAGGACAGGGAGGAGGAUGACGAGGAGGAAGAGCCACGGCUCAAAUACGCCACCGUCAGCAAGCGACUGAGUUCCGUGUACAGAAAUGGAGAUGCCGUCAGCGCGUUUCUUGUCGGAGGUGACAAAAUGAUCGUGGGAACCCAUAACGGCAACAUUCACACUCUAUCUCUGCCGUCAUUCCAGUCUCUACGAGUCUAUCGUGCUCACUCCGCAAGCGUGUCGGCCGUGUCAAUAUCACCUUUCCCUCCCCCACUUCCGCUCCCAAGAACAGACAAUGUCAACAAGUUGGCGUCGGAAAUACGACCUCACUCCACUAGAACCUUUUCAGGGGCCUCGGGAAAGCAGCAAAGCCCAAAACCGUUCGCCAUUGCGGCAACUCCUUCGAACUCGAUUUAUAUAGGUACAGCUUCGAUUGACGGCAAUAUCUGCAUAUCAUCACUUGUCGAUGCAAAGGAUGUCCAGCUACGGAAUUUUGGCAGACCUGUGCAAGCUGUCGCCUUGUCGCCUGAGUACAAGUACGAUCGCAACUACCUCUCGGGAGGUCAGGCCGGAAGCCUGAUUCUCACCACAGGGGGGCAAGCAGGGAAGAGCGCAAAUGCCAGCCUGGGGGGAGCCGCCGCCGCCGCCCAAGGCUGGCUUGGUGCCGUUGGGUUGGGCUCACAUAGUGGGACAGAUAAGGUCCUGCAUAGUGGCGAAGGUGUCAUCAGCAUUAUCAAAUGGUCACUUUCUGGAAAAUAUGUUCUUUGGGUCAACGAGCAUGGUAUGAAGUUGAUGAGAUCAAAUCUACAUCUGAACAGUGCUGAAGCAGGUUCUGAGUGGAAGCGUCUCAGUCACAUCGAUAGACCGAGCCGACAAGGCUGGGAUGAUAUGGCUGGAGUGUGGAAGGCUAGAGCUGAGUGGAUUAACAGAGGAAAUCUGGAAACGGAUGAUGAGCCAAGGACCGGCACAUUGCAGAGCAAUGGCAAGCCCUUGACCUCCUCCAAACCAGACUUUGAAGAAGUUGUAGUCGGCUGGGGUGAUACGGUCUGGCUCAUUCGAGUCCAUGCUGGCAGUAUUGGAACUGGUACAGAGGCAGGUGAGCGAAAGAUUGGACGUGCGGAGGUUACGAAUAUUCUACGUGUGGAUUGCACGAUUGCUGGCAUUUCGCUUUAUACCCAAAAUCUACUUGUUGUUCUUGCACAUACGGAGUCGGCAGAGGAUCAACCAGCAAAAGCAUCCUCCCUCUCUUCUACGAAGAAAGGCAGGCAUCAGCGACAUAAUGCUCUUGAACCAGAGUUACGAUUAAUCGAUAUCAACACAAAGGAAGAGGUCAGUGCUGACACUUUGACUGUCAGCAGGUAUGAAAGUCUUUCUGCGUCAGACUAUCAUCUGGGAGUUCUGCCACCAAUGAGGCUCUCUCUUACAAUCAAUCAGAGAGGAGCAUUCGGUGUCAUAAGUUCAGGCCUGGAAACAAUCGGCCAGGGUGUAUGGGAUGUUUCAAUGUACCCUGGACGCUUGUUCACCUCUGGUGGAAGCAUGCUCUCCGGGAGAAAUAGUGAUGAAAAGGGCAGCAGUACUAAGGUAAGCGAUGUUGCCUCCGGACAGGUCGCGAGUCCAGGCCAUCAACCCAAUCAGGUCAACGAAGUUGCCACAUCCUCUGGCAUGAAGAUCUUUAUCAUCAGCCCCUACGAUUGCAUUGUGGCCUUAAAACGGGACCUCGCGGAUCGACUGCGCUGGCUCCACGAUAUGGGCCGCUAUCAAGAGGCUUGGGAGCUACUGGAUCUACAUCCUGAAGCUGUGGAUUCUAAUACCGAGCCGUCUGAGGUCUCAUCACCGACCACUCCUUCGAGGUCGGGCUCAUUCAUGGCAGGCCCAGGACACAGAACAAACAGUCUUGCGGACUUCUUUACAGACACUAACUCAGUUUCAAGUCCAUCGAAAAAUGACAAUAUCAACUCUGCUGCGGAGAAGGAGAAACGUAAGAUGGGCGAGCUCUGGCUCCAAAAGCUGAUUGCCAACAAGAAUUGGGCUGCAGCAGCGGAAGUUGCAAGCAAGGUGUUGAAUACGUCUUCCAGAUGGGAGCACUGGAUAUGGUUCUUUGUGCGCAACGACAAAUUUGAUGAGAUUAGUCCUAAUGUACCGACGUUCGAGAUCACUCCACCACUGCCAUCGCUCCUUUAUGAGAGGAUCCUUGGCCACUAUGUCUAUUCUGACCGCGCUCGGUUCAAGGAACUUCUCGACCUCUGGCCUCCGACUCUGUUUGAUGCUAGUAGUAUUACCACGGUCGUGGAAGAUCAACUUAGAGAUGCUUUCGCAACACCCAAAGAAAGCAGAGAUUGGCGUAUAUUGCAGGAAUGCCUUGCGAAGCUUUACCUAGCCAGUGGCCGGCCCUCGGACGCUUUACGCUGCUACAUCCGCCUUCAAGAUGCCGACACUGCCUUGACUCUAAUCAAGGAGCAUCAUCUUCUUAGUGACGUCUCAGACGACAUUCCUGGCCUCAUUCUCCUCCGCGUAUCUCAUUCCCAACUCCAACACGCCUCCGUCUCCGAACUUCAAGACCUGACCUCCGAACCUAUCGCACUCCUGGUCGACGAAGCUCACCACGGCACCGUCCAGCCAGACCAAGUUGUUCAUCAAUUAGAUAAGCCCUCCCUCCAGCUCUUCCUCUAUCUCUACCUCCGUGCCCUCUGGCUAGGUCAAGGCGCAACAACCUCUACUGAUCACCAAUCAACUCCCAAAGUCGGCCACUCCGCCUUAUCCACAAACCUGAUCGCCGACGAAGGCAAACUCCUCAUCGAACAAUUUGCCGACACCGCCGUCACCCUCUUCGCAAACUACGACCGCAUCCUCCUUAUGGACUUCCUCCAGACAUCCACAGCCUACACCUUCGACGCCGCUGUCCGCGUCUGCGAAAGCAAACACUACAUCUCGGAACUCGUCUACCUGCUCGCCAAGACGGGCCAAAUGAAGAAAGCGUUAUUUCUCAUCAUCGACGAGCUCAAGGAUGUCGUCCAAGCCAUCUCCUUUGCAAAGCAACAGGAUGAUCCGGACCUCUGGGACGAUCUACUCGAUUACAGCAUGUCCCGGCCGAGAUUUAUCGAGGGCUUGUUGACGGAGGUGGGCACGGCGGUCGACCCGAUCAAGUUAGUCAAGCGGAUCCCGAGUGGGCUUGAGGUUGAGGGGUUGAGAGACGGGCUGAAGAAGAUGGUCAGGGAAUACGAUUUGCAGGAUAGUAUCAGUGUGGGGGUGGCGAGGGUGUUGCAAGGAGAAGUAGCGGUGGGGAUGGAGAAGUUGAGGAAAGGGAGGAGAAGGGGAAUCAAAUUCGAUGUUGAGGCUGGAGGGAGGAAGACUAGGUCGAGGGAUCUGGCAGUGAAGGGGGAGGAUGAUGUAGCAGUGCGGUCCGGGGACGGGGUGAGUUCGAAACCGGGCCAUUGCGCUGGCUGUGAUGCUGUGUUUGGCGAGUAUGAAUCCAGCCCCCUAAUCGGCUUCGCAUGCGGCCACGUCUACCACGCCCCUCACCUACUUCACCCUCCUCCCCGUCACCACCGCCUUAGCAAAUCAACCUCCUCUCCCAAAUCCGCCCGUCGUCCCUCAAGUCCCCCUACUCCGCCACUAGACACUAACGAAGAUUUCGAUAUGGAUCUCUUAUCGGCGCCGUUCACGCGCAGCAUCGGCGCCAAAGUCACCAAUGCACGGUUGCUGAAGAUGCAGAUUGACGAGGUGGGUGGGUGUUGGGUUUGUAAGGACAAGAAGGAGGGGCAUGGUUGA
This is a messenger RNA of Endocarpon pusillum Z07020, 3864 nucleotides long. RefSeq lists its product as uncharacterized. Gene Ontology annotation, molecular function: protein binding. Lineage: Eukaryota; Fungi; Ascomycota; Eurotiomycetes; Verrucariales; Verrucariaceae. The coding region runs from base 1 to 3864 and encodes 1287 amino acids. Gene Ontology annotation, cellular component: late endosome; HOPS complex. The transcript has 5 exons. The record is from RefSeq and is a predicted model, not a curated record. Gene Ontology annotation, biological process: endosomal vesicle fusion; macroautophagy; cellular response to starvation.